This is a messenger RNA of Globicephala melas (long-finned pilot whale), 1504 nucleotides long. RefSeq names its product signal recognition particle 9 (gene SRP9). Lineage: Eukaryota; Metazoa; Chordata; Mammalia; Artiodactyla; Delphinidae. Gene Ontology annotation, cellular component: signal recognition particle, endoplasmic reticulum targeting. The record is from RefSeq and is a predicted model, not a curated record. Gene Ontology annotation, molecular function: 7S RNA binding. Gene Ontology annotation, biological process: negative regulation of translational elongation; SRP-dependent cotranslational protein targeting to membrane.
GUUGGUGCGAAGAGGCGCCACCAUCGUUGAGCGGCUGGGUCUCUGCCGCAGUAGGUGGCUGCGAGAGGUAGGGAGGUCGGUGGGCCGCGUCGCGUCGCCUCAGGUCCGUAGCUUUGCCUCCCUCUCCUGUUCCGCCGCGGGCCCACGAUGCCGCAGUACCAGACCUGGGAGGAGUUCAGUCGCGCAGCGGAGAAGCUCUACCUCGCAGACCCUAUGAAGGCACGUGUGGUUCUCAAAUAUAGGCAUUCUGAUGGGAGUUUGUGUAUUAAAGUAACAGAUGAUUUAGUUUGUUUGGUGUAUAGAACAGACCAAGCUCAAGAUGUAAAGAAGAUUGAGAAAUUCCACAGUCAACUAAUGCGACUUAUGGUGGCCAAGGAAUCCCGCAGUGUUGCCAUGGAAACAGACUGAAUGGUUUGAAAUGAAGACUGUGAUGUUCCUAGGAAGUAAAUAUCUUUUGAAUUUGAGAAAGUGUUGGGACAGAAAAUACUUUAUGUAACUAAGUGGGCUAUUCAGAAGCCAAGAGAUCAUUUUUUGUACUUUAUUUUUUAAUGUUUACUUUAGAGAGCUAGGACUGUAAAUGCUUUCAGUUAAAAAACUUUUAUUUAUUUUUGGAAAUGGAACAAGGAAUGGCUCUAUCUUGGAAACUUUUUGCAGAUUGUUUGAUGUUAGGCAAAAUAAAUAAUUACUCUCUGGUAAGUUUGUAUCAGUAAUUUGAAAAUGAGAUAUCAAGAAAAGCCAGUUCUUCCUUAAAUUUAGUUAAUCUGUCUUUAAAAGAAAAAUUAAAUGGAACCAUUUUGUUGGAUUGAUGUAUUUCUUUUGGAGCAUUAAUUUUGUGCUGUUGAUGACCAGCAAAUAUAAAAUACGGUAACUGGAAUUAACUGUGCACAGCAGUAUAGCUGAUUAUAUAUGGUAGUGUAGUCUCAAUUAUAUCUAAAGAUAACUAUGAAAACAAGUAUGCUUUACCUUAAACUUUACAAAUUUAAACUAUAUUUUUAAAUAUAAGGGAUUCAUAGUAUCAUUAACUUGUUGAGCAAAGACUAACUUUGAAUCUAAUUUUCAUGCCUAGAAACGUCUGCUGUUACUUUAAAUGCAUGAACAGAAUGCUCACUAAUGGAUCGAAACCACCAUAUUACAGGAAUAUUUGCCACAUAUUUGCCAUCUAUAUUUUCUCAGAAGGGCUAAGGAUUAUUUGAACUGUUAAAUUUUUGCAUACCUCUCUGACACCCCAACCCAUUUCUCUCAUUACUUAACCAAGGUGUUAAGCAUGACUCUCACAACUGUUCUCCAUUAAAUCAGAAGUAUGAUAUUAUUUGAUAUUUAUCUUAUAUUUGUAACCUGAGUUUUACCACCUGAAUAUAAUGUUCACAUGUUGAUUCUUACAUUAAAAUAUUUUUUGUUAGGGAUUUGUUGUGUUGACCACCGUUUUAACAUGGAAAGUUCCAUUAGCCAUAUGAAUUUUGGCAUGUUUCAGAGAGAUCAGUAAAUAAAAUAUUACAUGAAGAUA